ACUGUCGCUCGCAGGAGUGUCGAGCUGCUCUCAGCGGCUUUAAGAGGCGCGAGAGGCUGAAACCCGUUUCUCCUCUUUUCUCUCCGUUCAGGAAGGCGCACCGAGGAGCGCGCGCGGACUUCAAGCUCUCUUCUCUGGAGAAAGAAAGAACAACUCCUUUUAUUUUCAUCUCUCUCGUUAUAAAUAUUAAUUAACAGCUCCUCGCGCAGAGCCGGGAAAAAAGAAAAAUGCCCAAAGCGGUCAACGUUCGCGUCACCACCAUGGACGCCGAGCUGGAGUUUGCCGUCCAGCCCAGCACCACUGGAAAACAGCUGUUUGACCAGGUGGUGAAAACAAUCGGCUUACGGGAGAUCUGGUAUUUUGGACUUCAGUAUAUGGACACCAAAGGCUACACCACUUGGCUAAGACUCGACAAAAAGGUGUCGUCUCAGGACGUGAAGAAGGACAACCCGCUGCAGUUCAAGUUUCGGGCCAAGUUCUUCCCAGAGGACGUCUCGGAGGAGCUGAUCCAGGAGAUCACCCAGAAGCUCUUCUUCCUGCAGGUGAAGGAAGGCAUCCUGAGCGACGAGGUGUACUGCCCCCCGGAGACCGCCGUGCUGCUGGCCUCCUACGCCGUCCAGUCCAAGUACGGAGACUACAGCAAGGAAAUCCACCGGCCCGGGUACCUGGCGUCCGAACGGCUGCUGACGCAAAGAGUCUUGGAGCAGCACAAGUUAUCCAAAGAGCAGUGGGAGGAGAGGAUUCAGGUGUGGCACGAGGAGCACAAUGGGAUGAUGAAGGAGGACGCCAUGCUGGAGUACCUGAAGAUCGCGCAGGACCUGGAGAUGUACGGACUCAACUACUUCGACAUCAAGAACAAGAAGGGGACGGACCUGUGGCUGGGAGUCGACGCUCUGGGCCUCAACAUCUACGAGAGGGAUGACAAACUGACGCCAAAGAUCGGCUUCCCCUGGAGUGAAAUCAGAAACAUUUCCUUCAACGACAAAAAGUUCAUCAUCAAGCCGAUCGACAAAAAAUCUCCAGACUUUGUGUUUUAUGCGCCCAGACUGCGCAUCAACAAGCGCAUCCUGCAGCUGUGCAUGGGAAACCACGAGCUGUACAUGCGCCGCCGCAAGCCCGACACCAUCGAGGUGCAGCAGAUGAGGGCUCAGGCCAAGGAGGAGAAGCAGCAGCGGCUGAUGGAGAGAGCCCAGCUGGACAAUGAGAAGAAGAGGAGGGAGGCCAUCGAGAGAGAGAAGGAGCAGAUCGAGCUCGAGAGGCAGCAGCUGAUGCUGAGGCUCUACCAGUUCGAGGAGAAGACCAGGAAGGCAGAGAAAGACUUGCUGGAGCAGCAGCAGAGGGCCAUGGCUCUGGAGCAGGAGAGGUGGAGAGCCGAGGAGGAGGCCAAGCGUCUGGAGCGGGAGCGCCAGGAGGCCCUCAUGGAGAAAGAGGCGCUGGCUCGCCACGCCGAGAGCCAGCAGAAAGGCCAGGAGGAGCUGGCUGCAGAGCUGGCAGCGCAGUCCGCCAAGAUCAGCCUGCUGGAAGAGUCCAGGAAGCGCAAGGAGGAGGAGGCGAACGCAUGGCAGCUCAAGGCCUGCGAGGCAAAGGAAGACCUGAGGAAGACCAGGGAGGAGCUGCAGAUGGCGAUACGACAGGACACGCCGCCCCCUCCGCCGCCCCCUCCCCCCAUGUACGACCAUCUGGACGACAACAGCGACAGCGAGGAGAACAACAGCACGCACAGCGCCGAGCUCCCCAUGGAUGGCAUCAACGACCACCGCAAGGAGGAGGACCGCCAGACCGAGGCCAUGAAGAACGAGCGCGUCCAGAAGCAGCUGGAGGCCCUGACCUCAGAACUGGCCCACGCGCGCGACGAGAGCAAGAGGAACGAGCUGGACUUCCUUCACGCCAACAACGUGUUGCAGGGCCGAGACAAAUACAAGACCCUGAAGCAGAUCAGGCAGGGCAACACCAAGCAGAGGAUCGACGAGUUCGAGGCCUUAUAAAGGAGCCGCCGCCGCCGCCGCUGCGCCGCCGCACACCCUUUCUGAAUGGUCACUGCAUCCUGCUCCUCGGCCGAAACAUCAACACACACACACACACACACACACACACACACAGACGCGUGGGCUUGCAGACUAAAUUGGAGCAGUUUCAGCACAGAGAGACGCGCUCCUGUUGCUUCCUUCGCACAAGCUUGGAAGGAAACUUAGUGCCAAAAAACCGUCUUUCUCCUUUUUCUCUUCUUAGCGUUUUCAAGCCCGUUUGUGUGUUUUUGACUGUGUUUAAUCUGAUCCGCCUAAACCAAAAUCUUUGUUUUUUUUGUUUUUUUUUUUAAGCAGCCGUGAGACAGAGUAGCCAGAUUUCGUCUCAUGACGUCUGAUCGAAGCCUCGGUUCUUUUCUUUGUCAGCCGCUGCUCAGGAGGAAAAGCAGUCGGCGGUUUAUAGCGACCACUCAGAAAGGGGAGAACAGUAUAAGCAGGAAAAGAAAUACAUGUUUUUGUUUUUCAUUAUAUUUUGAACACUUCCAUUCAUGUUUAUUGUUGCUAUAAAUUAGGUUAAAAUCCUACCUAGUUAUAUAUUUAUACUGUAUAUGGGACAUUAAAAGGGUAUUUUCUCUUGCUUUGUAUAUUUUUGUUAUUUUGCUAUCUACUAAUGAUAACAAAAGCAUUUAAUAUGUUUUAAAGAUUUUAUAUAUUGACCAAAAACGAGAAGUCUUAUGUUCCAUACAUAACAUCUUUAGAUCACUAAAUUAAAGAGAUUUAAUUGUAAAUUAUUAUUUUUUACUAUAGGAGUUAUCCAACUACAUGCCAUCUAAAAAUCACUGAAGGAGAUCCGUUCACCAUCCAGGUACUUUGAUCGGUUUGUUUUGUUUUUGUUGUUUGCAGUUCGCAGCGUGCUGUGGAACGUCCUCAUCUUCAGAGCACUGGGACACUUAGGUUUUAAUAUAUUUUUCUUCGGUCUGUUCUGUGUCUUGUCGCGUGUAGAGUGGCGGCCUGAGCACCGGUUCGGUGCUUGCGCCCGUUUUAAGUGGCCUUUCUCUCUCCGGCUGCACCUCUGCAGGCUCAGUCCAAGACGGUUGACGAUGCAUAAUCACUAAAACAUUUGGAUGUAACUCUGAAAAAACUUUAGAUUAUGCUUUUUUUUUUUUUUUUUUUUUUUAAAUAGUGUUAGGCCUCCACUAAGGUUGAAAUGAGCAGGUGAGGCUGUAAGAGCUGCUCUCUUCUCUCUGGACAUGGACUAGAGUAGCAUUUACUGACACUGUAAUAGAAACACACAGCUAUGCUGGCCUUUGUAUAUGAAAAGGAUUUUAUAAUGAGGUGUUCUACAUAUUGGCAAUAAAAAAAUCUGAUUAUA
Salarias fasciatus (jewelled blenny) is the source of this 3336-nucleotide messenger RNA. RefSeq names its product ezrin b (gene ezrb). The record is from RefSeq and is a predicted model, not a curated record. The coding region runs from base 228 to 1985 and encodes 585 amino acids. The transcript has 13 exons. Lineage: Eukaryota; Metazoa; Chordata; Actinopteri; Blenniiformes; Blenniidae. Gene Ontology annotation, cellular component: cytoskeleton. Gene Ontology annotation, molecular function: actin binding.